AUGGCUCCUAGGAAAAAACCACCACCGACUUAUGAUGAGAUGUUUGGCGACGGUGCCGGGACGUCUUCUUCCGGCGGCCGAACAUCUUCUGAUGCCGUUCCGGACUCUCAGACAUCUCAGAGAGUUUGGAGUCUUCCUCCUCCCUCAGCUCAGAUGGCUCCACCUCCACCUCCUCCACCAGCAGCUCCGCAGGAGCCCAUCCGAGGGGCAGGUGUUCAUCCUGACUUGCGGGUGCCUCCUCAUGCACCAUACGCAAGAUAUACGGUGGAGGAUUUGCUUUCCCAGCCUGGACGGGAGUUUAUGGACGUUUUGGACCCCGAUAGACCGCCGGGUACUUAUUGGUUUGGGGCGAACAACCGUGUUUCCCGGAGCGUUUCACAGGUGAUGGAGGGAUACUUAGACGGAGCUUAUCCAAACUGGAGCUUGACUCCAGAUCACGUCAAGACCACUUGGUUUAAACAGUUUGCGCAAAGGUGGCACUGGUCCUUAGGAAUCACCGAAAUGGUGAAGAAGGAAUUCGGGGCAAAGGCGAAGACUCGUCUUACCAACACGGUCUCGGAUUGGAAGGAUAAGUGGGAGAUCUACGGCUAUGACGGGAAGCCCACUGGGGUCACCAAGGAAGUAUGGGAUGGCCUCAUCGCCUUUUGGAAGCUACCCAGCUCAAUCCGGAAGGCCAACUCCUGCUCCGCUUCCCGUAGGACCAAGGAUAAAGACGGGAAUUUGCCUAUAGUUCAUACCACCGGGCAAAAACCUCAUGCCGGGAUCCAUCUCGAAGCUUUUGAGAAGACCGGAGUCAUGCCAUCUUUUUCCGACCUCUUCAAGAUUACUCACGCCAAACCGGAUGGGACUUUUGUUGAUCCUGCAUCCGAGAAGCUUUUCAACACUGUGGCUGCUCGUAUUGAUGAGCGGGAGAUGCAACUCACCCAGCAGUCUCCGGAUGGAUUACCCGUCAAAUUGAUGACGGAAGAGGUCGACAGGAUCUUCGAGGAGGUCGUUCCAAGAAAGAAGGGCCGGACGGUGGGAAUCGGUUCUGUUAACGAAGUCGCAAGGGCGACUUUUUCAUACUCUUCGAGACGGGACCAAAAGACUUCUCAGAUGCAAGCUCGAUUGGAUAUCCAGCAGGAGCAUUUAGACUCUCCCGAGAACCUGUUGGAUAUUAUGGCGAUGGGGAACCCGAACAUGCAGAGAGCGUUGGCGGCCAAACGAGAAGCUCUCGGUAUGCAACAACGGGAUCCCGAAUCUACCGAUCCAGUGGGAGCGGGACCGAGCGGAGCGGGACCGAGCGGAACCGACUACUUUGAUGAUGUAUCGUUCCCGUAG
Raphanus sativus (radish) is the source of this 1320-nucleotide messenger RNA. RefSeq lists its product as uncharacterized. NCBI's taxonomy places the organism in Eukaryota, Viridiplantae, Streptophyta, Magnoliopsida, Brassicales, Brassicaceae. The transcript has 5 exons. The record is from RefSeq and is a predicted model, not a curated record. The coding region runs from base 1 to 1320 and encodes 439 amino acids.